This is a messenger RNA of Anguilla anguilla (European eel), 2733 nucleotides long. Its product is annotated as ankyrin repeat and SOCS box protein 15-like. NCBI's taxonomy places the organism in Eukaryota, Metazoa, Chordata, Actinopteri, Anguilliformes, Anguillidae. Gene Ontology annotation, molecular function: protein binding. The record is from RefSeq and is a predicted model, not a curated record. The transcript has 10 exons. The coding region runs from base 208 to 1962 and encodes 584 amino acids. Gene Ontology annotation, biological process: intracellular signal transduction.
GCAGGUGAGCAUUAAAGGCAUAUAUACCCUGGACACAAGGUAUAUAUAUAUGCAUGAAAAUACAUGAAAAUAAAGCCUGAGUGGCUAAGCAAUGAGAUACCGUCAUAUCUGCUGUUAUUCAACAGGCUAAGUUUAGUUUCAGGAUACUCUAGUCAGUGGAGACUACAGGAGAGAAGUUGAGGAUCUUAAGAAGAUCUUAAAAACACAAUGGAUGCAAUUGAUGAAAUGGAUGAGGACCAGGUUAUUGACUAUGCUAUACAAAACAGCCUUCUGGAUUCAUAUAAACAAUUUCAGUUCCCCUCAAUAGAGAGCUUGGAAAUAACCAGUGGCGAAAAUCGGAGGAUUGUAACUGCUAUUGAGCAAGGUGACAUAUUCACCCUUCUGGAGUUGUCGGAGUCCACCUCAGCCUUCAGUGAGGUAGACAAUAGAGGAUGGCUACCUCUCCACAUGGCAGCAGCUCAACCCAUGGCGCAGGUGCUAAGAAUCGUGUUGGAUGCGUCGUACGAACUUACCCUGGAGGAGAAGACGAUUGAAGGAGAUACUGCAAUGACUUUGGCAGCUCAGGCGGGUUUGGUGGAGAACGUGAGUCUGCUUCUGGAGAAGGGGGCGUCUCCCAACAACACUAACGACAAGAACGAGUCUCCGCUGCUCCUGGCAGUGACAUUGGGGUCAUAUGACAUGGUGGUUAUGCUUAUCAUGAACGGAGCGCUGGUGGAGCAGAUCUGUCUGAAGAAGUGGACAGCCAUGCACGAGGCGGCCAAGGUGGGCUGCAGUGACAUAUUGAUGCUGUUGCUAAGGAAUGGGGGCCAGAUAACGCAGACGACUGGCCACGGAGUGACCCCUCUGGGGAUUGCUGCAGAAAACGGCCACGCAGAUGUGAUGGAGAUUAUUAUAAAAGAAGGGGGCGAUGUGAACGCACAGGCCUACAAUGGUGAAAGUGUGCUGUACGAUGCUGCUGGUUCUGGGAAUCCUGAUUGUAUCGAUCUGCUCCUACAAUAUGGAGCCAGUCCCAACGUGCCAAGUCAGUGUGGAAACCUACCUAUCCACCGUGCAGCGUAUCUGGGACACUACCUGGUCCUUGAGCAGCUGAUCCAGGUCACCUCUAAGCUAGCCAUUACAGACAGUGGCCAGAGCCCAAUUCACUCUGCGGCUGAGGGUGGCCAUGAACAGUGCCUUCGGCUUCUCAUCGAACAUGGGUUCAGCGUCAACGUCAUCCUGUCCAAUUACAUAUCGGAGGAUUACGGAGACAUGAGGAAGAGCCCUCUGUUCUUUUCCGUUUCUAACGGUGAUGUCACCUGCACAGAGAUACUCCUGAACGCAGGAGCAAAGCCUGACCUGGACCCGCUGCGCUGCCUCCUAGUGGCCGUCAGGGCCGGGCGCUAUGAGAUCGUGAAGCUGCUGCUGGCCAGGCAGGCGGAUGUGAACUGCUACUUCACGGUGGUCAGCGACACCGUGUUCCCCACUGCACUGCAGUACUGUCUGAGGGACGAGAUGAUGAUGAGACUGCUACUCAACAACGGCUACCAUGCAGAGAGGUGCUUCUGCUGUCACCAUGACAACUUCUUCAGUGAAUACUGCCCUGGGCAUAAUAUUCAGCUUUAUCAGACAUCCGAACAAAAGGAAAAAAUACCCUUCUGUGACUUCAUCAGCUUGUCCUACAUGAAGCACUUGUCAGGAAGUGUGGUGCGGAUCCUUCUGGACUAUGUCAGCCACGUGCCCAUCUGCUCCAAACUCAAACUCAUCCUGGAGAAGCAGAGAGAGUGGCCUGAGAUCUGUGAGAUACUGGGUAACCCACGACCACUGAAGCACCUGUGCAGGCUGGUGAUCCGGAAGCAGAUGACAUCAAAGAGACUGUGUGACCCUGUCGUCAUGGAGUCUGCCCCUUUCGCUCCUGGAGUGAAGCGCUACCUGCUGUACAACGAGUAUGAUCUGUAUGGGAGAGGCAUGGAGCAGAAUAAGUGAAAGCAUGCCUGUUACAUUGGCCAGGGUUUGUUAGAAACCCAUGCUGCACUCUAUUCAAAUCCUGAAUGCGUUACAUAUUUCAUUGUUGGAAAGAACCGCAUCAUACACCUGUCACAUGAAAAGCUACCUUAGUGUUUAAAAGUGUAGUUAUUUAAAAUAUUCGCCUGUGUUAACAAACAGUUUUUUGCAUUCCUGUAAAUCCACACCGCACAUUAAUGAAUAAAUGAUAUAAAGCAAUGCUAAACAUCUACUGUAUGCCAAGUGCUAAACAUCUAUGAGUGCAGCAGUAUAGACAGGAAACAUUUUGAAAUUAUAGCUCACCUUGGCUGCCUUUAACCUCCAUUACAUUUCAACUUAAAAUAGUUUCAUUUCCAUCCAUCAUAUUCCCAAUAUAGAACUCUCUGCCAGUUUCCAUUUUGGAUUUAAAGAAUGUAUUUUUUUAGCUGUAAUUUGAAGCGUAACAGAGUGGAGAAUGAAAAAGCUAUGUCCAGUACAAUACUGUUGUUACCUGUUACAUAAUAGUUUUGAUGAUGACUGCAUGCUUUGUCUAACACCCACUUGCUCUAGUCAAACUUGACAUGUUGAUGACCACAUUCCAUUCUUCCCUUCUUUCCCUCGAAUUUCCUGAUCCUGUGAACUAUUUUUAUGGACAAAUGUAUGGUCAUUUAGAGUGACAUAUAGGUAUGUGUGUGAAUAAAUAUGUACGUGCUUAUGAUUUUUGUAUGUAGGCUUGUGUGAGUAGUCGGAAAUAAAAUAUGACAUGAGACUGAA